Oncorhynchus gorbuscha (pink salmon) is the source of this 4132-nucleotide messenger RNA. RefSeq names its product N-acetyllactosaminide beta-1,3-N-acetylglucosaminyltransferase 4-like. Gene Ontology annotation, molecular function: hexosyltransferase activity. NCBI's taxonomy places the organism in Eukaryota, Metazoa, Chordata, Actinopteri, Salmoniformes, Salmonidae. The transcript is spliced from 2 exons. Bases 168 to 1316 code for a protein of 382 amino acids. Gene Ontology annotation, cellular component: membrane. The record is from RefSeq and is a predicted model, not a curated record.
UAUAGUAUAGUGAAGCCAAUUCCAAACGUUUCACUAGAGGAAUAGUAUAACUUCUUAAAAACCCGGGUAUAGUUCCGGACUAGCAUACAUAACGGUAUCAAGCAAAUGAGCGUUUUAGCGACAGAUGUACAAACAUUGCUUGCGCAUCCUCUUGGGCUGUGCUGUGGAUGUUUGACACACACUUCAAUUCGCACAAACGUUUUGAUUGUCCAACUGCGUCUUUUUUUAAUAACAAAACCAUGAGGAUCCUCUUCAGAGUCCAGAGCCGCAGUAGAUGGUCCCUUGUCAUUGGCACUGUGUUGUUGAUUGGCGUCCUCAGACUAUUGCACGUGAACCACACAGAUGGGCGCCGGAACACUUCUCCCUCUGCCAUACCACCACAGUCACAGUCCGCUGUGGAUGUCUUCAAGUGCUCCCGGAAUGACACCAUGAACAUUUCAUCCUCUAUUCCACCUACCCACCGCAACUUCCUCAUGUACAAACACUGCAGGACAUUCUCCCGCCUGCUGUCUCCGACACCCUGUCAGAAUGACCUCUUUCUCCUGCUGGCCGUUAAGUCCACAGCCAUCCAGGUUGAUCGCAGGUCUGCACUUCGGAACACAUGGGGGAAGAAGGGAUAUGUUCAGGGUAAGAAGGUGAAACUAUUGUUCCUAGUAGGUAAGUCUUCAGACACAAUACAGGGUUACCCGCUGCAGCAGGUACUGGAGUGGGAGAGCAGACAGUUUGGGGACAUCCUGCAGUGGGAUUUUGACGACAGUUUUUUCAACCUGACCCUAAAGGAGAUCCACUUCCUCAAAUGGUUCCGCCUGGAGUGCCGCUGGGCACACUAUGUGUUCAAAGGGGACGAUGAUGUUUUUGUUCACACCAGCAAUCUGGUGGAAUAUGUUAAGGACAACAAGCCCUCCGAGCAACUGUAUGCUGGGAACAUCAUGUCUGGCUAUCCAGUCCGGGACAAACAAAGUAAAUAUUUCAUACCAGUGGAGAUGUACCCCAACAAGCCAUAUCCUCUAUACGCUGGGGGUGGGGGCUACCUGAUGUCAAAUCAGACUGUGCUGAGUCUGGAAGUUGCAGCGUCCAGCAUUGACCUGUUCCCCAUUGAUGAUGUCUUUGUGGGCUUGUGCCUGCAGAUGAUGAACAUCACGCUGACGCACCACUCUGGCUUCAAGACCUUUGGGCUCAAACAGGGGGUGACACACUUCAACCCCUGCAUUUACAGGGAGCUCAUGGUUGUGCACAAACUGAAUCCCACAGAGAUGUGGACAAUGUGGUCUCUACAGCAGGACCCAAAGCUGCAAUGCUUUAGAUCAAGGACGUGAGACAUCUGGCAUUGUGUGUAUAUCAUGCUGUGCUUAUCUGUCUCGCUACCUUAAAUUGAGAAUUCCUUUCAUAGAUAAAUUAUCCUUAUGAAUGGUCAAAAAUGGCAUACUUUCCUUUACCCAAACUAAUAUUUGAAUGCAUUCUGACAUUUGGCUUCCCUUAUCCUCUAUGUUCAGAUCAGCACAGACAGUGUAAGAUCCAUUUAAGAAUACUGAGAUGCAUCUAGUGCCAUUUGACACUUCCGAUGAGGACGUUUGUAGAAUGUUUCUAGGAUUCUAUAAGGUUGGAAAAGAGAUAUUGAUGGGAAACAUUAAAAACAGGUAGAGUGGGUUACAGAGGUAUUGUUGGGAAACAUUAAAAACAGGUAGAGUGGGUUACAGAGGUAUUGUUGGGAAACAUUAAAAACAGGUAGAGUGGGUUACAGAGGUAUUGUUGGGAAACAUUAAAAACAGGUAGAGUGGGUUACAGAGGUAUUGUUGGGAAACAUUAAAAACAGGUAGAGUGGGUUACAGAGGUAUUGUUGGGAAACAUUAAAAACAGGUAGAGUGGGUUACAGAGGUAUUGUUGGGAAACAUUAAAAACAGGUAGAGUGGGUUACAGAGGUAUUGUUGGGAAACAUUAAAAACAGGUAGAGUGGGUUACAGAGGUAUUGUUGGGAAACAUUAAAAACAGGUAGAGUGGGUUACAGAGGUAUUGUUGGGAAACAUUAAAGCAGGACUGAACUCGGGAACUGACUUCUCUCGGCGUAUGUGACAUCGAUAUUAAUCAGAAACCUUUUUUCCAGUACCAAAAUUGACUAAAAAAUGCAAGUAGAUUAAUUUUGACCGUAAAGUCAGUAUCUUCCUAAAUAGAGGCAUAAGGCUAUGUAAUAGAAUAAGUGGUAUAUUAAUACGUCUUUUGAUAGCUUCCAAAAUAUUUUUAGAAUGGUGGAGGAGUGCCAAGAUCAGAGUAUAUGAGCGAGUUGAGUGGAAGGAACAAGUGGAAGGAACAAAAAUGAAUAAUUUAGGCUAUUUUAUUAGCCUUUUAUUUCAAGGCUAUAUAGUCUACAAAUAAAUAAAUGAUGAAGUAUUUGCAAGUCCAACACUCUAGACUGGCAGGAACAUUAAGCGCCCAGCAUUUAAACAACAUUUUGUUGUAUUAAAUCAUUUGAGUCUAUAAAUUGCGCAUAUAGGCUGUGAUUUACUUAUAAUUAAAUACAAAUUAAAUGAAAAAUUCCUUAUUCCUGAAAUGCCUUUGAAUUCACUUUAGAAAACACAAGUUUGGCCAGAGUCCGUGGCUUCAGCCUCAUGAGAUGGUACCUAGAGAGCAGGCCAGCAGUGGAGUAUACCCUCUUAUCUAUGCACUUGUAGAGCCACUGGGGAUGCUGAACACACUUUGGGCAUAGCCACGGGACAUAGGGGCGCUGAGGGCACUGCAGCGCCCUCUGAAAAAACAAAUACAGGAGUGGUAAAGGCACAGUGCACUACUUUGUGGAAGAAAAAAACAAUACAAACAAUAAUAAUACAAAUACAUUUUUAUAUUGUGAUUUAUUUCACAAAAGUAGUGCACUGGCCCUUUACUACUCCUAUAUUAGGACUGCAGCGCAGGGAUACUUUUUUUUCUCUCAAAGCAGCACCCCCAAACAUCUUCCUGCAGCUAUGCCUUCAGGACAGUGGCCAGGCUGGGCAGGAGUGCAACGCUGUUUUUUUCUAUUGGCAGGCCUAAAGGUUUUUAGGCAAAAUAACCACAUCAAAACGGAAGACUCCGUGAAAGAUGUAAUAUGCCAAGAUCAAUGAUUGCCUCUUGUAUAGAUAAAAGAACAAAACAUUUAAGAGUUCUGAUUCGUUGCUUAUAAUUACUUUGCUCCAAUGACACACUUACCUAGCUACCCACCUCAUUUCUUUCUGAUAGCAUACAUACACGCUGUAAUUUGAAAUGUCUCUGAAAGGUUCAUUUCACACGCCACGACGAUGAAGGGAAAAUUGAUGCAAGAAAGCAUCAAUGUUUAAAUGUAGAACUGUUUCCAUUGCCGCCUGACAAGAAAAGCCAAACAAGAUAGUUUCUUGACACUUGGGGCUCUAUUCAAUCCGUGUUCAAUGUUACAGCGUGAUUGAAAGUUAAAGGCAAUGUUUCCACAUUAGCAGAGACUACGUUCCCGAUAAACGCUGCAUAACCGGCCCAAUCGUAAAUGACCUUUUACCUUUCUGUGGCACAAUCUGUAACGCUUCAGCGACUAGAUUUGGAUUGAAAUUAACCACCACACCUCUGCUUAAUUUCUUGCAAUGGUUAACUGAGCUUGAACUGCUGGGCUUCUAGUAAAAAAUAAUAAUAAUAAUAAACAAUUUGGGAUUAAAUUGCUUGGAUGGACAGAUUCAAUGUAACUGUUAGAUUCUUAAAAUGAUAUGGGGGCAUUUCGAGGUAGGAGGGAACAACAGCAGCACUGGUUGUCCCUUCUGCUGGCCACUGACCUCCUUCUUGCUGCGGUUCUCUUCCUGUAAACCCACCAGGGACUUCACAGAAGCAUAUUGCUUCAGCUCCUCAAUAACCCUUUACACUCGUGGGUAUUGGUCUAUAUCGAUAGGGAUACAUUGAAAUGUUUCUUACGGAGGAAAUAUGAAAAUGAUAUGCAUAACCAUGGUAGCAAUUGGGAUGGGAACAGUUUUGAGAUAAUGGGAAAAUGAUUAGACCAAAGGUGAGUACACAACACUUCAAUUCAAAUCUAUAAAUAAAUAAAUAAAUAUAUAUAUAUAACAAAUAAUUAAGGAGCAAAAUAAAAUAACAAUAGCGAGGCGAUAUACAGGGGUUACCGGUACAGAGUCAAUGUGGAGGCUAUAUA